Messenger RNA from Brenthis ino (lesser marbled fritillary), 615 nucleotides. NCBI's taxonomy places the organism in Eukaryota, Metazoa, Arthropoda, Insecta, Lepidoptera, Nymphalidae. The record is from the annotation of a GenBank genome assembly.
AUGCACGUCGCGGUCAGAGCCAUAAGAGCAAGAGGAAAUAGCUUCUAUGUUAUGAAUAAGAUUAUGGCUCUUGCUGAGAUUUUAAGGAAAUUUUCUAACAAUGGUACACAAAAAGUAUUUGUUGACACUUUUGAUUCUCCUAUAGGCAAAGUUGUUGCUGUUGCUGAUGAAGAUUUCUUAUAUAUUUUGUCAUUCGUAGAUUCAAAGAAUAUUGAGAAAAUGUUUCAAAUAAUUGCUAAAGAAUUAUUUUGUAAGUUUAUAGAGGGACAGAAUAAAAUGUUAAAAAAAAUUUGGUGCGAAAUACAGGAUUAUUUUGAUGGAAAACUUGCAAGAUUUACUGUUCCGAUUAAGUUUUUCGGUUCUGAAUUUCAAAAGGAAGUAUGGAAUAAAUUGUUAGAAAUUCCUUAUGGAUCAACACUUACUUAUGGUACACUGGCAAAAGAAAUGGGAAGGCCAACCAGCCAUUCUAGAGCUGUUGGAGCAGCAUGUGGAGCUAAUUCUCUCAUAAUUGUGAUCCCAUGUCAUAGACUCAUUGGGAGUAGCUCGAAAGGAGGUUUUAGUUCUGGAAUUGAUCGUAAAGACUGGCUAAUAAUUCAUGAGAAAAAGAAUUCCAAA